UCUCGGUCGUGGCUGGUACCGCCAUCCUCCUAUCCCUUCUCAUUCUGAUUCGAAUCAUCUGCGAUCACUAAUCGCAUUCUUGCUUUUAUCUCGUGUUUUCUUUUCGAAAUUAACGUCAAGCAUUUUUCUUUAACGCGUCAUAUGCAGACGAAACAUUGACGAGAUUUCACAAGAUUCGUCAGAAAUUUGAAACUGUCAGAGUGAGUGUCGUAUGAAGGAAUGCAUGGGAAUCUAAGCUGAACGAAAUUGGACGAGGAUAAAGGAUAAAGGAUAAAGGAUAAAGGAUAGAGGUAGAGGAGCAUCGUCUGGUUCGAUGAAAAAAGGAAUGAAACAAGAUGGAUAGGAAACAAUUAGUUUAGUGGCAAUCAGUUGCAAAGUCGAAGGAAAGUAUCGGUAAGUUGGUGGUGACAGUCGCAAACCGACAAUAUGAGAAACUCAACGUUGCUGAAAUGGGCGCAAAACUCGGCAAACAGUAAAAACCAAACGAGCAAGAAUGGAACGAAUAGAAGUUGGAUACAUCCACCGGAUGCGCUCCAAAAAGGUCACAUCGCCUACUUAGUCAAGUACUUGGGUAGCACAGAAGUGGAUCAACCGAAAGGUAUUGAAGUUGUGAAAGAAGCAAUUUGCAAGUUAAAAUUCAAUCAGCAACUAAGAAAAAGCGAAGGUACGAAAACGCCGAAGGUAGAGCUCACCAUAAGCAUCGAUGGAGUGGCGAUUCAAGAGCCAAAGACGAAGACAUCGCCAAAACGGAUUAUGCAUCAGUAUCCUCUGCACAGAAUAUCUUACUGCGCCGAUGACAAGGGCGAGAAGAAGUUCUUCAGCUUCAUCGCGAAAGAAGAAGACGCUGAAAGACACACGUGUUUCGUGUUCGUUAGCGACAAAUUAGCCGAAGAGAUCACGUUGACGAUCGGUCAAGCGUUCGAUUUAGCUUAUAGGCGAUUUCUCGAAACAUCCGGCAAAGAUUUGGAAACUCAGAGACGUUGUAUGAUACUACAGCAAAAGAUCAAGCGAUUAGAACACGAGAACAAUGUGUAUCGUCAACGACUACAAGAUAUAGCUGCUAUCAAAGGAUCGGCUGAUGUAUCAGCUUACUUGUCGCAACACAAUCUUCCGGAUAUAUUGCACGUCGCAGGAGCUUCGAACGAGAUAACGCAGGUAAAUGGAUCGACCAAUAAGUCUUCUCCCGGAACGAAUAGCGACAGUAAUGGAAAUAAUACCACCAAUGGAUCUCAACCACCUCCAGUUCCUCCAAGAAGCUUCGAAAAAUCAUUCGACGAUAAUUUUAUGGGAAAUGAACCUACUCCCAUGCCAUCAGUUGGUACCAAGUUAGAAGGACUUUUGAUGGACGAAUUCGAAGAAGAUUUUAAUCCUAGAGCAUACGAAAGUGCAGUUAAUGGGAUUGCGAAUCAUCAAACUAAUCACAAUGCUAUUCUAAAUGGCCAACUUUCCUCUAAUUCCAACUUCUUCUCUCAAAGUAAUGGCAGUACGAGUCCUCCUCCGUUAUUGGCUCCACCGCCUAAAGCAAAGGAUUCUAGGCGUCAAAAUGGGCUAAAGGAGGAUUUAUUUGGCAGUGUUCCCUUCAAUCCUGCGCCACCGAUCAAUACAAAAGCUGAAUUCAAUGAUCCAUUUGAAAUGGGUGAAUUUGGAGCAACGACGGCGAUUUCGAAUCCCAGUCAGCAAGAGUUAGAAAAUGCUAUCGGUCUUUUGGAUAAAAAGCUGUUGGAAAUGAAGGAUGGUUUUAGCAGAGGUCUUUCUAUCGACACCGAUGAUUUUUCUUUGGAAAGCUUGGAUCCUCUAAGGAAUUGAAUCGUAUACUUGUUUCUCUUUUCUUUUUUUUAUUACCGGAAUAGAAGGAACAAUCGAUUGUUUGAUAUCGUAUGUUUGCUAGCGAGCGUAAAACUCCACAGAAUGAAUAGGCAAAUUAGGAAUUAUACAUAUACAUUUAUAUGAAACCAAAAUUAGUCAAUUACUAUUACGAUUAUGCUAAUCUUAUAUUUAUCGUAUGCCUACUAAAUAUUCAUUGAUAGUACCUUAAGUUUUCUUUCAUACAGAGAUCGUUUAUUGUUAAAGAUGGAUAUACAAGGAAACGAAUGGUAUUAAUACUUUAACUUGAAUACCUUUCGUCUUCUUUUAUGAAAACUUUAAUUAUUUUAUCGGAAUAGAAACACAUCAGAAAAAUAAACUAUUUUAGUAGAAAUAUUUUCUGACAAUUCGUCGUAUAAAGUAUAAUGAAAAAAAACCAAGCAUGUUACUAUACUCUUUCAAUAUAAUCUAUUUAUACAUUCAUAAUUAGGAGGAACCAAUUAUUGUGCCUUUCUGUCAAUAUUUAAUCAACUCAACUGGAAAUACCACCUUUAAAAUGGUAAUCAUACUUUGUGAAUUUUAUCUUUUAUAGAUAAAACGCCGUCAGGGUUGUUAUGGCUAGGUAAAUUCAUUUAAUCCACAGAUGCCUAAAGGUUACAGCUGAUUGUUUCUAUUACCGUAGGAUUCAAUUAAAAGAAAUUAAUAAUAUAUUUUUAUGCAGAUACAUUGUAACUUAAGAUCAUCGCGUCUGUCCUUUUGUUGACGCGAAUCACAAUACCACAUGAAAAAAAAAAAUACCGAAAUGAAGAAUAAAAUAUUAACUAAAAUAGCGUAGAGAUAAUUCCUAUAAAUAGACAGAUAUAUCUUUAAUAUCUGAAGCCUUUGCAUCAAACUUAUCCUUUACUUCGCUUUAAUUGUUCUUCCGUUCUACGUUCUAUUUAGUCAAAUGAGAAAUAUAACUGACACGAAGGAUUUCAGUCAUACAUUCUACAGACAUUACGUAUGUAAAUGUAACAUAAUUCUGGAGAUUAUGCAAAGUUAAUGUCUGUUAUAAUAAUAAUAAUAAUAAUAAGAUUAUUAAUUGUGUACA
Molecule: messenger RNA, 2893 nt
Organism: Osmia lignaria (orchard mason bee)
Lineage: Eukaryota; Metazoa; Arthropoda; Insecta; Hymenoptera; Megachilidae
Source: RefSeq, a predicted model, not a curated record